Messenger RNA from Melanotaenia boesemani (Boeseman's rainbowfish), 1485 nucleotides. RefSeq names its product DNA replication and sister chromatid cohesion 1 (gene dscc1). The record is from RefSeq and is a predicted model, not a curated record. The coding region runs from base 162 to 1334 and encodes 390 amino acids. Gene Ontology annotation, cellular component: Ctf18 RFC-like complex; chromatin; chromosome, centromeric region. Gene Ontology annotation, biological process: mitotic sister chromatid cohesion; maintenance of mitotic sister chromatid cohesion. Lineage: Eukaryota; Metazoa; Chordata; Actinopteri; Atheriniformes; Melanotaeniidae. The transcript is spliced from 9 exons.
AGAGCUCAACGUGUUUGCGUCACUUCCUUUCCGAGACGGAGAGCGCGGGGAAAUUUGACAGAAAACAUCGAUAAAGUAACUUUACAAUCGGCUUUGUUAUACAAUAAAAAGGGUUCUUGUUUGGAUAUUUGUUCGUUCACUGUUCAAAACACGGACCGAAGAUGAGAACGUUAGAGGAGGUGCAGGCCACGCUGCAGAUCGCCAAGCUGAAAGAGGAAGAUUUACACACAACAAUCCACUGUCUAUCAUUUGGGGAAAACGUCUCAUCUGCAGACUACUGUCUGAUGGAGUUAGACGACACACUAUGCAAACACAUAGAAGCUGGCCAAAGUCUCGUCAUUCGAGGGGAUAAAGAUGAGCGUGCAGUACUUUGUAGCGGUGACAAGACCUAUGAUUUAAAAAUAGCCGACACAUCCAAUCUGCUGCUGUUUAUACCUGAAUGCAGGACGCCAGACCAACUAACCAACAACCAGGACAGCUCUCACGUUGUGCAUGCACAGAUCUGGGGAUUUUGUAACAGCUACUGGGAACUGAGGAAACAGCCGCCUAAACUGAAGAAGCUCAAGAAGAUUUUAAUGGAGAAUCCUUAUGAAGGACCUUUGUUAGCAGGGCAAGAGGAGAAUACAGAGAACAAGUACACAAUGGAGGACCUCUUAGAGAGAAUUCAGGCCAGUGAAGAAGAAAUAAAGACCCACCUGGAGACCAUCCACGCCUGUCAGAUAGAUGGCUACUGGCGUGUGCUGGACUUUGACUAUGAGAUGAAGCUGCUUGGUCAUGUAACUCAGCUGGUGGAUUCUGAAUCAUGGUCCUCCAAUAAGGUCCCCCUUCAAACCUGUCUGGAGGAGCUGGCCCCACUAGAGCCCCAAGAGAUGAUCCAGCACUGUUUGAACUGCUACGGGAGACGCUUCACUGAAAAUGAUGAGGUGUUUUAUGCAUUGCAUGAGGAUAAAGUAUGUCGAGGGGUGGCACUAAUGCUGCUGCAUAAUGCUGUCAAAUUCAACCUGAGGGAGUUUCACGAGGUCUGGCAGCAAAGUGUCCCAGAAGGCAUGAGCACAAGGCUGGAGCAGCUAAAGGGAGUGGCCCUGGUAGACCGCACCUCCCGGCCAGAAACCAUCAAUCUGCUGCGAGUUGAGGAUCUCCCAGAGGACACGGUUGAGCGCUUCAACCACCUGUUCACACUCAGGGAGAAGUGGACCGAAGAGGACAUCACACCAUACAUACAAGACCUGUGUGGAGAGAAACAGACCACCGGAGCCCUCCUGACCAAAUAUGCUCGAUCAUCACUGCAAAAUGGGAUUAAGGUUUUCAACUCCAGAAGACCCGUAGCUACAUGAAAAAAAUCAACUGUGGAUUGACAUGAUGUGAAUGUGGAUUCACAUCUGGAGAUUUUUUUGACAGUUAUGUUUAUUUCCACUGACUUUUUAAUUAAUCUAUCUAAAUCAAAAUUGACAAAAAUAUCAUUAAUGAAGAAAUAACCCAUUUAAU